This is a messenger RNA of Eublepharis macularius, 26004 nucleotides long. Its product is annotated as IgGFc-binding protein-like. NCBI's taxonomy places the organism in Eukaryota, Metazoa, Chordata, Lepidosauria, Squamata, Eublepharidae. The transcript is spliced from 99 exons. The record is from RefSeq and is a predicted model, not a curated record. Gene Ontology annotation, molecular function: protein binding. Gene Ontology annotation, cellular component: extracellular matrix; membrane. Bases 3312 to 24371 code for a protein of 7019 amino acids.
CAACUUUAGUAGUUUCCUUCAGUGCUUUUUUUCUGUUUGUUUGUUUCUAAGUGCUGGUCCUCAUAGAUAAGGUUGCAUUGAAUUUCACAGCCCCCCCCCCCUCAAGGUGCUGGUAGUCAGUGCUGGUGAGCACCAACACGAAAGAAAGACUUGGUCUCCUUUGGUGGUCUCUACAACGUGAAAAUAGCAUUUUCCAUAAAAUUCACAAAAUAGAUGUCCACAAUCUAAACGUAAUACAAAUUUCACAACCAACUAUCAAAUGAAGCCCUUAAAUGAAUUCUUUCCUGGCAUCACCCUAGAAAACUGUGACCUCUGCAGAAUGAACUUUCAAACUCCUUAAAAGAUCACAUAUUAACUCGUGCUUAGAUGGCACGUAUAUAUCCUAAGUGCCUCCAAUUAAAACAGGAGUGGAUUAAAAAAUCGUGUCAGGGUUCAAUACUGAGAUCUAAGCCAGACAAGACACUUUUUUAAAAUACAGGCCUGUUUUAAUUGGAAGCAUCUAGGAUCUAUCGUAUAUGAGGGCCAUCCAAGUCCGUAUGGGGCAAUUCUCCCCCCCCCCAUUGUUCUGUCUUAUCUGGAGAUAGUUUUGGGUGGCUAGCUGUGCUGGUUUGCAGCAGAACACCGGGAUUCAAGACCAGCAGCACCUUAAAGCCCCGUGCGACUUCCAGGGCAUAAGCCUUCAAGAGUCAAAGGGCAGUAUCUGACAAAGAGAGUGUGGUGUGAUUUUUGGGGGGGGGGUGUUGGAUCUCUCCCUCGUGGGCGUACCCUCAUGGAUUUUAUGGAGGGCCCAGGUGGCAAUUCUCACACCCCCAUAGUGGAAGCAAACACACCCCCACAUACCACUUCCCAACCGGUCAGCUUUGGUUCGUUCCGUGGCUUUCCCCAGCCGGGGCAACCGCUUUAAGGGAGCCCUUUAGUCUCCUUCCCUUAAGGCACUUAACACUUACAAUAAUAUGAUGCUAAAAGAAUAGAGUUUAUUAGGUACAAAGAAUAAAACCACAAAGCAAAGCAAUUUACACACUUAACAUAACACUUUAAAACAGAAUACAACUUAACUUCUAUACUCUAGAUUAAAACAUCACUUAACACUUAAACCUAUGGAUAACAGGCAAUCUUAACACUCUAAUACUUAACCUAAAUCGUGACACAAAAAGACGAGGCCCCCCUUGGACUGUGCCUAGCCAGGGAGAGAGGCGUCCAAGCUGGAACCGCUCUAGCCACUGGCCAGGGCAGCAGCCAGGUUCUGGUGGCUGGUAGCCUCUUUUUAAGGUAGCCCAUCGGGCUACGUGUCGUCACUGCUGGAGUGCUCCCAUUGGCUACUGGUCCCGAUUCAAGGGCUUCUGAAAGCGUACCUUUCCCCUUAUCUGCUUUCUCUACGGGGCAGAGGCUUCCAGCAGCCCUUCAGCGUAGUCUGCAAAAAGCACAGGCUUUAGGCUAUAAAAAAUGCUGAAUGAGCUCUGUGGGCACAGGCAGAGGACCUUGAGUGUCACAGGGUGUUAGUGUGUGCAUUCCUUUGCUAACUUGCUUGUGUGGGAGACAGAGGAAAUGAAAGUUAAGAGAAAGGGGGGUCAGAAGGAGUGGAGAGAAAAAAACCUCCGCUUUUGGAGUUUUAAAAGCCUUUUUCACAUAGGUUUGGACGGAAAGCUGUUAAUGGCCUGGGUCUUUCAGAGCCAAACUCUGAAAUUCCCAUGACAGAGAGCUUUGACUCGCGAAAGCUUUUCGCCCCAAAAUCUUGUUAGUCUUUAAGGAGCUGCUGAACUCGAAUUGUGGUUGCCAGUGGGGAGUCGGAGGCCCGGCACCUACCUUACUUUUCCCCAGCAAGCUCCCAGAUUGUGCGAUGACGUCACUUCUGGGAAGUGACAUCAUCACACGAGUUACGCGCCACCCUGGGAGCGCUCCCCAGGGGGCUGUAUCGGCCCCAAUUCUGGGCCAAAUUGGGUGACUGUAGUGCGUGGCAGCGCACUAUGCCACCUGGGAGCACCGCAUCACCUGGAAGUGUACCACACCACCCGGGAGCAUGUGCCAGGAGGCGCAUCCCCCCCCCACACUUGCUGGCCAAGUAAGUGGAAGCAAGAGGUGGAGGGUGGGAGCAGGGGAGCCCCCACCCCGGGUGGGGGACUGGCAUCCCUAACUCGAAUCUUGUUUUAUAUAAGGAUGCCCUAACUGGGUUCCCUAACUCGAAUCUUGUUUUAUAGAAGGAUGCCCUAACUGGGAUCCCUAACUCGAAUCUUGUUUUAUAGAAGGUUGUAAAUAGCUUUUCAGCUACAGACUUUACUUGCCUCCUAGCAUCUAGGCUUGUUGCCCACUGUCGCCUGAUGAAAUGAAGGAGGCAGGAUUGCAUGACAGCAUCGUUGCUUCUAGUAAAUACUGGAAGUGACGGGGGCACUCUAGCAUUUUGCAAAAACUCCAUUGUAAAACUAUAGAGUCUGUGUAAAUCCGAUAGUGUCUAAAGACGGCACAUCCAGUUUUUACCAGAAGUGAUGUCAGUGUGCCAACACAACACUGGUGCUCUCGGCCUUGCCCCCAAUUCCUCCCGUGGUUUGCCAGCUGCAGCUUGGCAACUCUGCCCACUGAAUAAUACUUUAAGAAGUUUGAAAGUUCAUUUUGCAGCGGAUAUAGUUUUCAAGGAAAAGGUCUAAAAAUUCUUUGACAAGGCUUUGUUUGAUAGUUGGUUGUGAAAUUGGUAUCACAAGCAGGAGACCUGCAAGGACUUCGUGGGGGGGGGGGUCCUUUUCCUCUCUCCUCCUAUUUUCUCUUUCCCUUCCCUGAAAGCCCCCAUUGCCUCUUGCCUUUCCGAUUUCUUUCCUUCUUCCCACUCACCAGCCAACCUACCUUUAUCCAUACCCCUGUCUCCAGCUUUCUCUCCCUGAGAAAACUCUGUGCAGCUCCAGCCACUAAGCUGGGCCAAGCUACACACUGCUGGAUGCCAGGUUGACCCCAACCUGCAAGGAUUUGCCAUGGGAGGCUGACUUUUCCCUGCACUGUUUCCUCUUUUCCUCCUCUGGCAACCCCAGUAUCCUCACCUUUCCAUGUUUCCACCCACCCAUCUGCCAACAUUUUAUCUGCCCCAUCUUCAGCUAUAUUAUUUAUUUACUUCAUAUAUACCCCACCUUUCUCUUGGUUGACAGCCACCUUUCCUGCCUAUUCACACCUGGACAGGUACAUUUUUAUCACUGCCUCUGCUCCGCCCCUGCCACUCUUAUAGGCAGCCCUGAGUAACUGUCAUUCUCACUCAUUCUUGACUUUGCAAAGGCAAUGGAUUAAUAAUAUGCCUCCGGUAUCAGGAAAAGCCCUGGGUUCAUCUAUGCAGAAUGGGGACGCUGCAGUACCUCCCGCAUUGUUUGGCUUUCUUGUGUCUCUCGGUGGCAGGUGCCAACAGGGCUCAGCAAAGAGAUUCUGUGCUCGGUGCCGCAUCCUGGGCUCCCGGAACAGGUAAGGCACCUCUCCUUUGGCACCUGAGCCUUGGUUCCAUGCAGCACCCCUUCUCACAAGGUCUCUGUGCUUUAGAUUACCUGGCCAAGUGUGACUUCAACAACAACUCCCAGCCAUUUUGUGACUGGACACAGACCUGUGGUACUAGCCAAGGAACGUGGAUCCGGACCAAGCAUGCUACGCCCACCCUUGGGACAGGCCCAGAGGGUGACUACCCGGAUGGAAGAGGGUAUUUCAUCUACCAAGAAGCCAGCAACCUUGUCCCAUUCGACACCAACAGACUCGAAAGCCCAGAGCUGGUGGUAUCGGGGGGAAUCUGUGUUGACUUCUGGUACCACAUGCUCGGCUUGGAGGACCGGAAUGAACUGAACGUCAUCGUCUUGGAGGAGACCGGGGAGUCCCUGGUGUGGAGUCGAAGGGGAAACCAGAGCUCCGCUUGGCUGUACGGAUUCACUUCUGUGUAUUUCCAGAGGGAGACACACAUGAAGGUCGCUUUUGAGGCUGUCCGAGGCUUAACGGAAUACGGUGACACGGCUGUGGACAACGUGGCCGUCAGGCGCGGGCCUUGCACUGGCUCCGGUUCCACAUCCACACCAUCAGCAUCAACGAGCCCAACAGAACUUCCAGUGGGAGCUCCUUCUACCCUCCCCACCGUGGCAACCACUCCCUACCUCUCCACUCCUGAGUCAGGGCCUCCGACUACAUGCGACUUCUCCUGCUCAUUUGAUGUCGACUUCUGCUCCUGGACGCAGUCGGACUCCGACAGCUUUGACUGGACACGACAAAAGGGCCCGACACCCUCGUCCACCACGGGCCCCUCCUACGACCACACCACAGGAGGGGGGUAUUACAUCUACCUGAAGGGCACCGAUGCAAACCCAGGGGACGUGGCACACCUGGUCAGCCCCACGUGCACCUCCCAUGGACCCCACUGUUUCCGCUUCUGGUAUCACAUGUAUGGAGUGGCUCGCACGAUGGCUCUGCGUGUUUAUGUGGUGCCCAGUGGCUCAGCACCCAUUCUGCUCUGGUCUCAGAUGGGCAACCAAGGGGACAGAUGGCGGAAGGCGGAAGUCAGCGUGCCUCACAGAGGAAGGGUGCAGAUCCUGCUGGAAGGCGUGCGGGGGGAAGACUUCCGCAGCGAUAUUGCUGUGGAUGACAUCUCUUUCACCAGCGGGUGCUCAGAAACCACACCACCCGGGACAACCACCACUACCACGCCCACCACAAGCACACCUGCCCCCAUCACGAGCACCUCUGCCCCAAUCACUUUGGGAUACUGUACGGUGUCAGGAGACCCACAUUACUACACCUUUGACAAGCAAACCCACCACUUCAUGGGCAACUGCACGUACACCUUGUCCCGGCUGUGUGACCAGAACGCUUCCCUGCCCUAUUUCAAUGUGGAAGCAGCCAACGAGUACCGCUGGGGAAACACACGGGUGUCCUACGUCCAAAGCGUGGCUGUGGAUGUGCACGGGGUGCGGAUCCUGUUGGAGAAGGAAGGAGCAGUGCAGGUGAACGGGAAACGGGAAGUUGUGCCCAGCACACCGAUUCAUGGCGUACAGAUCUCAUCCAGCGGCUUCUACACGGUGGUCUCUACAGACUUCGGACUGAGAGUCAAGUUUGACGGAGACCACCAAGUGGAGGUGACGCUCCCAAGUCCUUACAAGGGUCGUGUUUGCGGGUUGUGCGGGAACUACAAUGGGAACCCCCGAGAUGAUUUCCUGAACCCUGGUGGAGAGCUGGAGCCAGAUUCCACCAGCCUGGGGAACAGCUGGCAAGUUUCCAACCUCACCAGUUGUUCUUCAGGCACAGGCUCCGAUCCCGCCUGCACUGAGGACGAGAAGCAAGUCGCCCAGAGCAGCACCUUCUGUGGACUCAUCACGGAUGCGGCAGGACCCUUCAGACAUUGCCACGGCACCUUGGACCCCGUCGCACACUUUAGCAGCUGCAUUUAUGAUCAGUGCGAGCUGCACCUGGAUCGUGAUUCCCUUUGCAAGAGUCUCCAGUCCUACGCAGACGCCUGCCGGUCACUGGGGAUCCGUGUCGAAUCCUGGAGGAAUGAAACUUUCUGUCCCAUCUCCUGCCCUCCCAACAGCCACUAUGAAUCCUGCGCAAUCGCCUGUCCUGCCACUUGCGUGGAGCCCACUGCUCCCUCCACCUGCAGCCUGCCGUGCGUGGAGGGGUGCGCCUGUGACAGCGGCUUCCUUCUCAACAACGGCAAGUGUGUUCCAAGCCGGCUCUGCGGAUGCUGGCAUGAGGGCAAACACUAUCCGGUGCUCUCGGAAUUCUGGACUGACGACACCUGCUCCUCCAAAUGCAAGUGCCCCAGUCGAGGCAGCAACCUGGAGUGCUUCAGCGCGUCCUGCCCCAAAAAUACCUUCUGCGGGAUUCAGAACGGUGUUCCAGGCUGCUACCCUGAAACUUUCGGGAUCUGCCGAGUACACAACGACCCUCAUUACAACACCUUUGACAAAGUGACCCACCACUUCAUGGGCACCUGCACCUACACCCUGGCAAAGGUGUGCGCCAACUCCACCAGGCUGCCCUACUUCAACAUCGAGGCGAAAAAUGAGAAUCGCGGGAACCCCUCGGUGUCUUACGUCCAAAGGGUCUUGGUGGAGGUUUACGGGCAGCACAUAGAGAUCCUCAAAAACCGGCCAAGUCACAUACUGGUCAACAAGCUGUGGACAACCCUUCCAGUCAGCACGGCUAAUGGCUCAGUGGCCGUGAGCAGGAGCGGACGCUACGUUAUUCUGGAGACGGACUUCCGGUUGACUGUCUCCUACGACACGGAUCACUCGGUGGAAAUACGGGUGCCCACCACCUACGCCAACCUGACUUGCGGAAUGUGCGGGAACUUCAACGCUCGCAGGCAGGAUGACUACAUGAUGCCCGACGGGCGGCAAGCCAAGAAUUCCAAUGAGCUGGGAAAGAGCUGGAAAAUUGUAGGCGCCGAAUAUGAUGAUCCGUAUUGCGACUCUCCAGAGACGGAGCCUCCCUGCACCACACAGCAAGAGGACGUCUACAAGACAGACGCCUUCUGCGGACUGCUAACGAGCACUGAAGCGCCUUUUGCAGCCUGCCACACUGUGAUCAAUCCAGAGAGCUUUUUCGAGAGCUGCGUCUUUGACCUGUGUGCCUUGCAUGGCAGCCAUCAGACUCUCUGCAGUGCUCUGGGGACCUACGCAGACGCGUGUCAAAGAGCUGGGGUGACCCUUCCCAGCUGGAGGAAUGCCACUUUCUGCCCAAUCCCCUGCCCUUCCAAUAGCUAUUACAACUCGUGUGCCAGCGCUUGUCCAGCAACAUGUUCCAACCCGCUGGCCCCAAAGAACUGCAGCAAGCCUUGCGUGGAAGACUGCGAGUGCCGUGAAGGGUUCGUUCUUAGCGGGGGAGACUGUGUGUCUGUGGCGGACUGUGGCUGCCUGGUGGAAGACAAGUAUUAUGAGAAAGGGGAAACCUUCUGGAUACAGGACUGUCUGGGUCGCUGCCGCUGCACAGGAAACGGUAAUUUAAUUUGUGGCAAUGAGACCUGCCCACCAGAACAAAUCUGCAAGGUGCAGAAUGGGAUCCAGAGCUGCUACCCACCAAACACGGCCCACUGCCACAUCUACGGGGACCCGCACUACAUCACCUUUGAUGGGAAGCUGUACCAUUUCCAGGGCGGGUGCAACUACACAGCAGUGGAGACCUGUGCAAACUCCUCUCAGCACUUCUCUGUGACGACCAGGAAUGAAUAUCGUUGGAGUGCAGCCUGGACAGCUCUCAACUCGGUGGCUGUCUCCUUUCAGAACCUGCAUAUUGCUCUGAGAAAGAGCAGGGAGGUCUAUGUGAAUGGCGUGAGAGUCAGCAUCCCUGUGAGCUUGCAUCUGGGGACAGUAGUUGAGGAGAGACCUCCUUAUGUGGUCGUCCGCAGCCCCCUUGGCCUCCUGGUGAAGUUUGAUGGUGACCAAGAGCUAUUUGUCCAGGUGGACGAAAGGCACAAGGGUCACCUGUGCGGGCUGUGCGGCACCUACUCCGGAAGCCAGCUGGACGAUUUCCGACGGCCGGACGGCACCUUGGAACAUGACCCCAAUGCCUUCGGCAACAGCUGGAGGGUGAUGGAUGACCACUGGACGUGCGAUCCCCCUGGCCCGGCCCCUCCGCCCUGCAACUCCACGCAGGAGCGUGUCUUCCAGGAGCUCUGCAAGGUGAUUCUGUCCUCCACGGGGCCUUUUGCGGCCUGCCACUGGAACAUCCCCCCUCAGCUGUACUUUGAAAGCUGCGUCUACGACCAGUGCGCCAUGGAGGGACACAACGGGCAGCUCUGCAAAAGUUUGGGCGCGUACGCCGCCGCUUGUGAGCUUGGCGGUGUGAAUCUUGGCGACUGGUGGAAGGAUACCACGUGUGCUGCCUCCAAUUCUACCUCGACACCGACGCCAUCUACAGAACCGACAAAACUUCCAGUAGAAGAAGUCACACCGCCUGGGACAACCACCACUACCACCCCCACCACAAGCACACCUGCCCCCAUCACGAGCACCUCUGCCCCAAUCACUUUGGCUCCUUCCUCCACCUCCACUGGGACCUCCAUGCCCUUCAUUUCCACUCCUUGGCCAGGGCCUCCGACUACAUGCGACUUCUCCUGCUCAUUUGAUGUCGACUUCUGCUCCUGGACGCAGUCGGACUCCGACAGCUUUGACUGGACACGACAAAAGGGCCCGACACCCUCGUCCACCACGGGCCCCUCCUACGACCACACCACAGGAGGGGGGUAUUACAUCUACCUGAAGGGCACUGAUGCCAACCCAGGGGACGUGGCACACCUGGUCAGCCCCACGUGCACCUCCCAUGGACCCCACUGUUUCCGCUUCUGGUAUCACAUGUAUGGAGUGGCUCGCACGAUGGCUCUGCGUGUUUAUGUGGUGUCCAGUGGCUCAGCACCCAUUCUGAUCUGGUCUCAGAUGGGCAACCAAGGGGACAGAUGGCGGAAGGCGGAAGUCAGCGUGCCUCACAGAGGAAGGGUGCAGAUCCUGCUGGAAGGCGUGCGGGGGGAAGACUUCCGCAGUGAUAUUGCUGUGGAUGACAUCUCUUUCACCAGCGGGUGCUCAGAAGCCACACCACCAGGGACAACCACCACUACCACCCCCACCACAAGCACACCUGCCCCCAUCACGAGCACCUCUGCCCCAAUCACUUUGGGAUACUGUACGGUGUCAGGAGACCCACAUUACUACACCUUUGACAAGCAAACCCACCACUUCAUGGGCAACUGCACGUACACCUUGUCCCGGCUGUGUGACCAGAACACUUCCCUGCCCUAUUUCAAUGUGGAAGCAGCCAACGAGUACCGCUGGGGAAACACACGGGUGUCCUAUGUCCAAAGCGUGGCUGUGGAUGUGCACGGGAUGCGGAUCCUGCUGGAGAAGGGGGGAGCAGUGCAGGUGAACGGGAAACGGAAAGUUGUGCCCAGCACACCGAUUCACGGUGUACAGAUCUCAUCCAGCGGCUUCUACACGGUGGUCUCUACAGACUUCGGAUUGAGAGUCAAGUUUGACGGAGACCACCAAGUGGAGGUGACGCUCCCAAGUCCUUACAAGGGUCGUGUUUGCGGGUUGUGCGGGAACUACAAUGGGAACCCCCGAGAUGAUUUCCUGAACCCUGGUGGAGAGCUGGAGCCAGAUUCCACCAGCCUGGGGAACAGCUGGCAAGUUUCCAACCUCACCAGUUGUUCUUCAGGCACAGGCUCCGAUCCCGCCUGCACUGAGGACGAGAAGCAAGUCGCCCAGAGCAGCACCUUCUGUGGACUCAUCACGGAUGCGGCAGGACCCUUCAGACAUUGCCACGGCACCUUGGACCCCGUCACACACUUUAGCAGCUGCAUUUAUGAUCAGUGCGAGCUGCACCUGGAUCGUGAUUCCCUUUGCAAGAGUCUCCAGUCCUACGCAGACGCCUGCCGGUCACUGGGGGUCCGUGUCGAAUCCUGGAGGAAUGAAACUUUCUGUCCCAUCUCCUGCCCUCCCAACAGCCACUAUGAAUCCUGCGCAAUCGCCUGUCCUGCCACUUGCGUGGAGCCCACUGCUCCCUCCACCUGCAGCCUGCCGUGCGUGGAGGGGUGCGCCUGUGACAGUGGCUUCCUUCUCAACAACGGCAAGUGCGUUCCAAGCCGGCUCUGCGGAUGCUGGCACGAGGGCAAACACUAUCCAUUGGGCUCGGAAUUCUGGACUGACGACACCUGCUCCUUCAAAUGCAAGUGCCCCAGUCGAGGCAGCAACCUGGAGUGCUUCAGAGCGUCCUGCCCCAAAAAUACCUUCUGCGGGAUUCAGAACGGUGUUCCAGGCUGCUACCUUGAGACUUUCGGGAUCUGCCGAGUACACAAUGACCCUCAUUACAACACCUUUGACAAAGUGACCCACCACUUCAUGGGCACCUGCACCUACACCCUGGCAAAGGUGUGCGCCAACUCCACCAGGCUGCCCUACUUCAACAUCGAGGCGAAAAAUGAGAAUCGCGGGAACCCCUCGGUGUCUUACGUCCAAAGGGUCUUGGUGGAGGUUUACGGGCAGCACAUAGAGAUCCUCAAAAACCGGCCAAGUCACAUACUGGUCAACAAGCUGUGGACAACCCUUCCAGUCAGCACGGCUAAUGGCUCAGUGGCCGUGAGCAGGAGCGGACGCUACGUUAUUCUGGAGACGGACUUCCGGUUGACCGUCUCCUACGACACGGAUCACUCAGUGGAAAUACGGGUGCCCACCACCUACACCAACCUGACUUGCGGCAUGUGCGGGAACUUCAACGCUCGCAGGCAGGAUGACUACAUGAUGCCCGACGGGCGGCAAGCCAAGAAUUCCAAUGAGCUGGGAAAGAGCUGGAAAAUUGCAGAUGCGGAAUACGAUGAUCCGUAUUGCGACUCUCCAGAGACGGUGCCUCCCUGCACCACACAGCAAGAGGACGUCUACAAGACAGACGCCUUCUGCGGACUGCUAACGAGCACUGAAGCGCCUUUUGCAGCCUGCCACACUGUGAUCAAUCCAGAGAGCUUUUUCGAGAGCUGCGUCUUUGACCUGUGUGCCUUGCAUGGCAGCCAUCAGACUCUCUGCAGUGCUCUGGGGACCUACGCAGACGCGUGUCAAAGAGCUGGGGUGACCCUUCCCAGCUGGAGGAAUGCCACUUUCUGCCCGAUUCCCUGCCCUUCCAAUAGUUAUUACAACUCGUGUGCCAGCGCUUGUCCGGCAACAUGUUCCAACCCGCUGGCCCCAAAGAACUGCAGCAAGCCUUGCGUGGAAGACUGCGAGUGCCGUGAAGGGUUCGUUCUUAGCGGGGGAGACUGUGUGUCUGUGGCAGACUGCGGCUGCCUGGUGGAAGACAAGUAUUAUGAGAAAGGGGAAACCUUCUGGAUACAGGACUGCCUGGGUCGCUGCCGCUGCGCAGGAAAUGGUAAUUUAAUUUGUGGCAAUGAGACCUGCCCACCAGAACAAAUCUGCAAGGUGCAGAACGGGAUCCAGAGCUGCUACCCACCAAACACGGCCCACUGCCACAUCUACGGGGACCCGCACUACAUCACCUUUGAUGGGAAGCUGUACCAUUUCCAGGGCGGGUGCAACUACACAGCAGUGGAGACCUGUGCAAACUCCUCUCAGCACUUUUCUGUGACGACCAGGAAUGAAUAUCGUUGGAGUGCAGCCUGGACAGCUCUCAACUCGGUGGCUGUCUCCUUUCAGAACCUGCAUAUUGAUCUGAGAAAGAACAGGGAGGUCUAUGUGAAUGGCGUGAGAGUCAGCAUCCCUGUGAGCUUGCAUCUGGGGACAGUAGUUGAGGAGAGACCUCCUUAUGUGGUCGUCCGCAGCCCCCUUGGCCUCCUGGUGAAGUUUGAUGGUGACCAAGAGCUAUUUGUCCAGGUGGACGAAAGGCACAAGGGUCACCUGUGCGGGCUGUGCGGCACCUACUCCGGAAGCCAGCUGGACGAUUUCCGACGGCCGGACGGCACCUUGGAACAUGACCCCAAUGCCUUCGGCAACAGCUGGAGGGUGAUGGAUGACCACUGGACGUGCGAUCCCCCUGGCCCGGCCCCUCCGCCCUGCAACUCCACGCAGGAGCUUGUCUUCCAGGAGCUCUGCAAGGUGAUUCUGUCCUCCACGGGGCCUUUUGCAGCCUGCCACUGGAACAUCCCCCCUCAGCUGUACUUUGAAAGCUGCGUCUAUGACCAGUGCGCCAUGGAGGGACACAACGGGCAGCUCUGCAAAAGUUUGGGCGCGUACGCCGCCGCUUGUGAGCUUGGCGGUGUGAAUCUUGGCGACUGGUGGAAGGAUACCACGUGUGCUGCCUCCAGUUCCACCUCGACACCGACACCAUCUACAGAACCGACAAAACUUCCAGUAGAAGCUCCUUCCUCCACCUCCACUGGGACCUCCAUGCCCUUCAUUUCCACUCCUUGGCCAGGGCCUCCGACUACAUGCGACUUCUCCUGCUCAUUUGAUGUCGACUUCUGCUCCUGGACGCAGUCGGACUCCGACAGCUUUGACUGGACACGACAAAAGGGCCCGACACCCUCAUCCACCACGGGCCCCUCCUACGACCACACCACAGGAGGGGGGUAUUACAUCUACCUGAAGGGCACUGAUGCCAACCCAGGGGACGUGGCACACCUGGUCAGCCCCACGUGCAUCUCCCAUGGACCCCACUGUUUCCGCUUCUGGUAUCACAUGUAUGGAGUGGCUCGCACGAUGGCUCUGCGUGUUUAUGUGGUGUCCAGUGGCUCAGCACCCAUUCUGAUUUGGUCUCAGAUGGGCAACCAAGGGGACAGAUGGCGGAAGGCGGAAGUCAGCGUGCCUCACAGAGGAAGGGUGCAGAUCCUGCUGGAAGGCGUGCGGGGGGAAGACUUCCGCAGUGAUAUUGCUGUGGAUGACAUCUCUUUCACCAGCGGGUGCUCAGAAGCCACACCACCAGGGACAACCGCCACUACCACCCCCACCACAAGCACACCUGCCCCCAUCACGAGCACCUCUGCCCCAAUCACUUUGGGAUACUGUACGGUGUCAGGAGACCCACAUUACUACACCUUUGACAAGCAAACCCACCACUUCAUGGGCAACUGCACGUACACCUUGUCCCGGCUGUGUGACCAGAACGCUUCCCUGCCCUAUUUCAAUGUGGAAGCAGCCAAUGAGUACCGCUGGGGAAACACACGGGUGUCCUAUGUCCAAAGCGUGGCUGUGGAUGUGCACGGGGUGCGGAUCCUGCUGGAGAAGGGGGGAGCAGUGCAGGUGAACGGGAAACGGGAAGUUGUGCCCAGCACACCGAUUCACGGCGUACAGAUCUCAUCCAGCGGCUUCUACACGGUGGUCUCUACAGACUUCGGACUGAGAGUCAAGUUUGACGGAGACCACCAAGUGGAGGUGACGCUCCCAAGUCCUUACAAGGGUCGUGUUUGCGGGUUGUGCGGGAACUACAAUGGGAACCCCCGAGAUGAUUUCCUGAACCCUGGUGGAGAGCUGGAGCCAGAUUCCACCAGCCUGGGGAACAGCUGGCAAGUUUCCAACCUCACCAGUUGUUCGUCAGGCACAGGCUCCGAUCCCGCCUGCACUGAGGACGAGAAGCAAGUCGCCCAGAGCGGCACCUUCUGUGGACUCAUCACGGAUGCGGCAGGACCCUUCAGACAUUGCCACGGCACCUUGGACCCAGUCACACACUUUAGCAGCUGCAUUUAUGAUCAGUGCGAGCUGCACCUGGAUCGUGAUUCCCUUUGCAAGAGUCUCCAGUCCUACGCAGACGCCUGCCGGUCACUGGGGGUCCGUGUCGAAUCCUGGAGGAAUGAAACUUUCUGUCCCAUCUCCUGCCCUCCCAACAGCCACUAUGAAUCCUGCGCAAUCGCCUGUCCUGCCACUUGCGUGGAGCCCACUGCUCCCUCCACCUGCAGCCUGCCGUGCGUGGAGGGGUGCGCCUGUGACAGUGGCUUCCUUCUCAACAACGGCAAGUGCGUUCCAAGCCGGCUCUGCGGAUGCUGGCACGAGGGCAAACACUAUCCAUUGGGCUCGGAAUUCUGGACUGACGACACCUGCUCCUUCAAAUGCAAGUGCCCCAGUCGAGGCAGCAACCUGGAGUGCUUCAGAGCGUCCUGCCCCCAAAAUACCUUCUGCGGGAUUCAGAACGGUGUUCCAGGCUGCUACCUUGAGACUUUCGGGAUCUGCCGAGUACACAAUGACCCUCAUUACAACACCUUUGACAAAGUGACCCACCACUUCAUGGGCACCUGCACCUACACCCUGGCAAAGGUGUGCGCCAACUCCACCAGGCUGCCCUACUUCAACAUCGAGGCGAAAAAUGAGAAUCGCGGGAACCCCUCGGUGUCUUACGUCCAAAGGGUCUUGGUGGAGGUUUACGGGCAGCACAUAGAGAUCCUCAAAAACCGGCCAAGUCACAUACUGGUGAACAAGCUGUGGACAACCCUUCCAGUCAGCACGGCUAAUGGCUCAGUGGCCGUGAGCAGGAGCGGACGCUACGUUAUUCUGGAGACGGACUUCCGGUUGACCGUCUCCUACGACACGGAUCACUCAGUGGAAAUACGGGUGCCCACCACCUACACCAACCUGACUUGCGGAAUGUGCGGGAACUUCAACGCUCGCAGGCAGGAUGACUACAUGAUGCCCGACGGGCGGCAAGCCAAGAAUUCCAAUGAGCUGGGAAAGAGCUGGAAAAUUGCAGAUGCGGAAUACGAUGAUCUGUAUUGCGACUCUCCAGAGACGGUGCCUCCCUGCACCACACAGCAAGAGGACGUCUACAAGACAGACGCCUUCUGCGGACUGCUAAUGAGCACUGAGGCGCCUUUUGCAGCCUGCCACGCUGUGAUCAAUCCAGAGAGCUUUUUCGAGAGCUGCGUCUUUGACCUGUGUGCCUUGCAUGGCAGCCAUCAGACUCUCUGCAGUGCUCUGGGGACCUACGCAGACGCGUGUCAAAGAGCUGGGGUGACCCUUCCCAGCUGGAGGAAUGCCACUUUCUGCCCGAUUCCCUGCCCUUCCAAUAGUUAUUACAACUCGUGUGCCAGCGCUUGUCCGGCAACAUGUUCCAACGCGCUGGCCCCAAAGAACUGCAGCAAGCCUUGCGUGGAAGACUGCGAGUGCCGUGAAGGGUUCGUUCUUAGCGGGGGAGACUGUGUGUCUGUGGCGGACUGUGGCUGCCUGGUGGAAGACAAGUAUUAUGAGAAAGGGGAAACCUUCUGGAUACAGGACUGCCUGGGUCGCUGCCGCUGCGCAGGAAAUGGUAAUUUAAUUUGUGGCAAUGAGACCUGCCCACCAGAACAAAUCUGCAAGGUGCAGAACGGGAUCCAGAGCUGCUACCCACCAAACACGGCCCACUGCCACAUCUACGGGGACCCGCACUACAUCACCUUUGAUGGGAAGCUGUACCAUUUCCAGGGCGGGUGCAACUACACAGCAGUGGAGACCUGUGCAAACUCCUCUCAGCACUUUUCUGUGACGACCAGGAAUGAAUAUCGUUGGAGUGCAGCCUGGACAGCUCUCAACUCGGUGGCUGUCUCCUUUAAGAACCUGCAUAUUGAUCUGAGAAAGAACAGGGAGGUCUAUGUGAAUGGCGUGAGAGUCAGCAUCCCUGUGAGCUUGCAUCUGGGGACAGUAGUUGAGGAGAGACCUCCUUAUGUGGUCGUCCGCAGCCCCCUUGGCCUCCUGGUGAAGUUUGAUGGUGACCAAGAGCUAUUUGUCCAGGUGGAUGAAAGGCACAAGGGUCACCUGUGCGGGCUGUGCGGCACCUACUCCGGAAGCCAGCUGGACGAUUUCCGACGGCCGGACGGCACCUUGGAACAUGACCCCAAUGCCUUCGGCAACAGCUGGAGGGUGAUGGAUGACCACUGGACGUGCGAUCCCCCUGGCCCGGCCCCUCCGCCCUGCAACUCCACGCAGGAGCUUGUCUUCCAGGAGCUCUGCAAGGUGAUUCUGUCCUCCACGGGGCCUUUUGCGGCCUGCCACUGGAACAUCCCCCCUCAGCUGUACUUUGAAAGCUGCGUCUAUGACCAGUGCGCCAUGGAGGGACACAACGGGCAGCUCUGCAAAAGUUUGGGCGCGUACGCCGCCGCUUGUGAGCUUGGCGGUGUGAAUCUUGGCGACUGGUGGAAGGAUACCACGUGUGCUGCCUCCAGUUCCACCUCGACACCGACACCAUCUACAGAACCGACAAAACUUCCAGUAGAAGAAGUCACACCGCCUGGGACAACCACCACUACCACCCCCACCACAAGCAGACUUGCCCCCAUCACGAGCACCUCUGCCCCAAUCACUUUGGGAUACUGUACGGUGUCAGGAGACCCACAUUACUACACCUUUGACAAGCAAACCCACCACUUCAUGGGCAACUGCACGUACACCUUGUCCCGGCUGUGUGACCAGAACGCUUCCCUGCCCUAUUUCAAUGUGGAAGCAGCCAACGAGUACCGCUGGGGAAACACACGGGUGUCCUACGUCCAAAGCGUGGCUGUGGAUGUGCACGGGGUGCGGAUCCUGCUGGAGAAGGGGGGAGCAGUGCAGGUGAACGGGAAACGGGAAGUUGUGCCCAGCACACCGAUUCACGGCGUACAGAUCUCAUCCAGCGGCUUCUACACGGUGGUCUCUACAGACUUCGGAUUGAGAGUCAAGUUUGAUGGAGACCACCAAGUGGAGGUGACGCUCCCAAGUCCUUACAAGGGUCGUGUUUGCGGGUUGUGCGGGAACUACAAUGGGAACCCCCGAGAUGAUUUCCUGAACCCUGAUGGAGAGCUGGAGCCAGAUUCCACCAGCCUGGGGAACAGCUGGCAAGUUUCCAACCUCACCAGUUGUUCUUCAGGCACAGGCUCCGAUCCCGCCUGCACUGAGGACGAGAAGCAAGUCGCCCAGAGCAGCACCUUCUGUGGACUCAUCACGGAUGCGGCAGGACCCUUCAGACAUUGCCACGGCACCUUGGACCCCGUCACACACUUUAGCAGCUGCAUUUAUGAUCAGUGCGAGCUGCACCUGGAUCGUGAUUCCCUUUGCAAGAGUCUCCAGUCCUACGCAGACGCCUGCCGGUCACUGGGGGUCCGUAUCGAAUCCUGGAGGAAUGAAAGCUUCUGUCCCAUCUCCUGCCCUCCCAACAGCCACUAUGAGUCUUGCGCAAUCGCCUGUCCUGCCACUUGCGUGGAGCCCACUGCUCCCUCCACCUGCAGCCUGCCGUGCGUGGAGGGGUGCGCCUGUGACAGCGGCUUCCUUCUCAACAACGGCAAGUGUGUUCCAAGCCGGCUCUGCGGAUGCUGGCACGAGGGCAAACACUAUCCGGUGGGCUCGGAAUUCUGGACUGACGACACCUGCUCCUCCAAAUGCAAGUGCCCCAGUCGAGGCAGCAACCUGAAGUGCUUCAGCGCAUCCUGCCCCAAAAAUACCUUCUGCGGGAUUCAGAACGGUGUUCCAGGCUGCUACCCUGAGACUUUCGGGAUCUGCCGAGUACACAACGACCCUCAUUACAAUACCUUUGACAAAGUGACCCACCACUUCAUGGGCACCUGCACCUACACCCUGGCAAAGGUGUGCGCCAACUCCACCAGGCUGCCCUACUUCAACAUCGAGGCGAAAAAUGAGAAUCGCGGGAACCCCUCGGUGUCUUACGUCCAAAGGGUCUUGGUGGAGGUUUACGGGCAGCACAUAGAGAUCCUCAAAAACCGGCCAAGUCACAUACUGGUCAACAAGCUGUGGACAACCCUUCCAGUCAGCACGGCUAAUGGCUCAGUGGCCGUGAGCAGGAGCGGACGCUACGUUAUUCUGGAGACGGACUUCCGGUUGACCGUCUCCUACGACACGGAUCACUCGGUGGAAAUACGGGUGCCCACCACCUACGCCAACCUGACUUGUGGCAUGUGCGGGAACUUCAACACUCGCAGGCAGGAUGACUACAUGAUGCCCGACGGGCGGCAAGCCAAGAAUUCCAAUGAGCUGGGAAAGAGCUGGAAAAUUGCAGAUGCGGAAUACGAUGAUUCGUAUUGCGACUCUCCAGAGACGGUGCCUCUCUGUACCCCACAGCAAGAGGACGUCUACAAGACAGACGCCUUCUGCGGACUGCUAACGAGCACUGAGGCGCCUUUUGCAGCCUGCCACGCUGUGAUCAAUCCAGAGAGCUUUUUCGAGAGCUGCGUCUUUGACCUGUGUGCCUUGCAUGGCAGCCAUCAGACUCUCUGCAGUGCUCUGGGGACCUACGCAGACGCGUGUCAAAGAGCUGGGGUGACUCUUCCCAGCUGGAGGAAUGCCACUUUCUGCCCAAUCCCGUGCCCUUCCAAUAGCUAUUACAACUCGUGUGCCAGCGCUUGUCCGGGAACAUGUUCCAACCCGCUGGCCCCAAAGAACUGCAGCAAGCCUUGCGUGGAAGACUGCGAGUGCCGUGAAGGGUUCGUUCUUAGCGGGGGAGACUGUGUGUCUGUGGCAGACUGCGGCUGCCUGGUGGAAGACAAGUAUUAUGAGAAAGGGGAAACCUUCUGGAUACAGGACUGCCUGGGUCGCUGCCGCUGCGCAGGAAACGGUAAUUUAAUUUGUGGCAAUGAGACCUGCCCACCAGAACAAAUCUGCAAGGUGCAGAACGGGAUCCAGAGCUGCUACCCACCAAACACGGCCCACUGCCACAUCUACGGGGACCCGCACUACAUCACCUUUGAUGGGAAGCUGUACCAUUUCCAGGGCGGGUGCAACUACACAGCAGUGAAGACCUGUGCAAACUCCUCUCAGCACUUCUCUGUGACGACCCGGAAUGAAUAUCGUUGGAGUGCAGCCUGGACAGCUCUCAACUCGGUGGCAGUCUCCUUUCAGAACCUGCAUAUUGCUCUGAGAAAGAACAGGGAGGUCUAUGUGAAUGGCGUGAAAGUCAGCAUCCCUGUGAGCUUGCAUCUGGGAAUAGUAGUUGAGGAGAAACCUCCUUAUGUGGUUGUCCGCAGCCCCUUUGGCCUCUUGGUGAAGUUCGAUGGCGACCAAGAGCUGUUUGUCCAGGUGGAUGAAAGGCACAAGGGUCACCUGUGUGGGCUGUGCGGCACCUUCUCUGGCAGCCAGCUGGACGAUUUCCGACGGCCGGACGGCAUCUUGGAACAUGACCCCAAUGCCUUUGGCAACAGCUGGAGGGUGACAGAUUACCACUGGACGUGCGAUCCCCCUGGCCCGGCCCCUCCGCCCUGCAACUCCACGCAGGAGCUUGUCUUCCAGGAGCUCUGCAAGGUGAUUCUGUCCUCCACGGGGCCUUUUGCGGCCUGCCACUGGAACAUCCCCCCUCAGCUGUACUUUGAAAGCUGCGUCUAUGACCAGUGCGCCAUGGAGGGACACAACGGGCAGCUCUGCAAAAGUUUGGGCGCGUACGCCGCCGCUUGUGAGCUUGGCGGUGUGAAUCUUGGCGACUGGUGGAAGGAUACCACGUGUGCUGCCUCCAGUUCCACGUCCAUCCCAGCAACUUCUACAGACCCAACAAGAAUCCCAGCGACAGAAUUCUGCUUCUUCAACUGCUCCUUCGAGGAGGACUUUUGUGAGUGGCGGCAAUCUGUCACGGAUGAUUCGGACUGGAUUCGGAGGAAGCACUGCAAUCUUACAGUCUCUGCAGGUGUGGUGAAUCCCUGUAAUGCAUCGGGAGGCUACUACAUCUCUACAAACAACCACUUCACCGGGAUAGAAAAGACCACACAGCUGAUUAGCCCAGAAUGCAAGGCCCAAACGCCUCUCUGCUUCCGCUUCUGGUACCGCCUGGCUGGAGCAUCCGAGGAAGACGCCCUGAAGGUCUACCUGCUCCAGGAAGGGGAGCCCAACGCCCUUCUGGUCUGGCUGGCAUCUGGGAGUCCGAGAGACAGCUGGCUGCAAGCAGAGGUGGAUUUGCACAUUGCGGGAAGGUUCCAGAUCCUUCUGGAAGGCGUGACAGGGUCCAGGAACGGAACGGAGGUGGCUGUGGAUGAGGCGUCUGUUGCCCCCGGCUGCUGCUUAGGUGAUGUCCCGAUUCCAUCGGAGCCGAGCCCAACAGGUGACACAACUGGUGAAACUGUCCCCACAAGUGCCAGUGCAACUGUCAAGGCCUCCACCGUAGGGACUGUGACUGUAACUGAUGAGACAACUGGCGAAAUGAUUGCAUCGAGCACCACUCCAGGCCUUGAGGACUCCCUCCCAACAGCUGUACCCACUACAGGGGACUGUUCCUUUAACUGUUCCUUCGAUGACGAUUUCUGUGAGUGGCAGCAGUCCAGACAGGAUGAUUUUGGCUGGAGUCGCAAAAGGCAUCCGGCAUCCUCUCGUUAUUACAUCUAUGCUGACAGCCCCUUUAACCAGGUGGGACAGACGGGUCAGUUGAUAAGCCCAAACUGUACAACCCAAACGCCUCUCUGCUUCCGCUUCUGGUACCGCCUGGCUGGAGCAUCCGAGGAAGACGCCCUGAAGGUCUACCUGCUCCAGGAAGGGGAGCCUAACGCCCUUCUGGUCUGGCUGGCAUCUGGGAGUCUGAGAGACAGCUGGCUGCAAGCAGAGGUGGAUUUGCACAUUGCGGGAAGGUUCCAGAUCCUUCUGGAAGGCGUGACAGGGACCGGGAACAGAACGGAGGUGGCUGUGGAUGAGGCGUCCGUUGCCCCCGGCUGCUGCUUAGGUGACGUGCCGGUUCCAUCGAAGCCAAGUCCAACAGGCUGGACCACAGACCAAGAAACCUCACCCGUGCUGGAAUCAACCCCUCCUCCCGAAACCACUGCCCCGCCAGAAGCAAGCUCUGUUGGCCAGACCCCAAGCCAAGGAACCACACCUGAGCUGGGAUCAGCCCCUCCUCCUGAAACCACCUCUCUGCCAGAAGCAACCACUGCCAAAACAGAGGCCCCCACUGACCACUCCCUCCCGCCUUCUUCGGAGCAUCCCGUUUCGAGUUCCCCCACAACCUCCACCUCCUGGGCUUCAUCUACACUGCCUGUGACUAGCAGAAGUCCUCCUCCACUCAUAGGUCGCGCCACCUGCAGCGCCUCAGGAGACCCCCAUUAUACCACGUUUGAUGGCAGAGUCCACCACUUCAUGGGCAUCUGCACGUACACCCUGGCCCAAGACUGCCGCGGUGCCACUGGUCUGCCAGCUUCCUUCCACGUGUCUGCCACCAACGAGCUCCGGGGCACCGCGAAGCAUGUGUCUUACGUCAACUCAGUUCAUGUGGAAGCACACGGGAGUCGGAUCUCCUUGCUGAAGAACCGAAACGUGAAUGUCAACGGCACGAGAAGAAACCUGCCAGUGUCCAUCGGGGAUCGCAAGAUCACAGUGUACAUCAGUGGAGGCCACGUCCGCUUGGAAACAGACUUCGGCCUUGGGGUCAAAUUUGACGGGAACCACUAUGUGGAAGUUUCGGUGCCUCCUGCUUACAAAGGACAGCUCUGUGGCCUGUGCGGUAAUUACAACCAGAAUCCGGCGGAUGACAACCUGAAGCCCGACGGACAGCCUGCCGCUGACUCUACCAUUCUGGGGGACAGCUGGCUUGUUCCAGGCAACAUCUCUGAAUCCUGUUCCAGUCUCCCCACACCUGAGUGUGAUCCAGAGACGGAGAAGGAAAUCCGGAGGAGCUCAGCUUGCAACAUGAUCACAGAUCCUUCAGGGGUCUUCCAAGGCUGCCACCGUGUGCUAGACCCUGCGCCAUUCUUUGAGAACUGCAUUUACGACGUGUGCCUCACAGGCGGGCAGCUCACCUCCCUCUGCUACGGACUGCAGGCCUAUGCGGAGGCAUGCGCUAACGCUGGCAUGUGCCUGGAGUGGAGAAAUGCCACCCUCUGCCCCAUAACCUGCCCUGCCGGAAGCCAGUACAAAAGCUGCGGGAACCAAUGCCCUUCCAGCUGCGCGAUGCCCUCGGUGCUCGGCUCCUGUAGCCCGUUGCCAGUGGAGGGCUGCUUUUGCGAUGAGGGCUUCGUUCUGAGCGGAGACAGAUGCGUGCCGGAGGACAGCUGUGGGUGUGUCGAUUCCCAGGGCUACUAUUAUCAGCUGGGCGAGAGCUGGUUCACCAACGGGGCCUGCAGUGAACGCUGCACUUGCGAGCACGGCCGCUCCAUCACAUGCGGGCGCUGGGAGUGCGGCGUGCAAGAGAAAUGCGAUGCUCAGGAUGGCGUGCUGGGCUGCCACCCCAAGGACCGAGCAUCCUGCCAGGUGGUUGGCGACCCUCACUACUACACCUUUGACAAGGUGAUGCACACCUUUCUGGGCACCUGCACCUACACCCUUGCCACGCUCUGCAACGACGGCGGCGGCGGCAGCACCCCCUUCACCGUCAGUGGCAGGAAUGAAGACCGAGGGCAGAGAGGGGCCACCUAUCUCCGGGAGGUCUAUGUGGACGUGUACGGCACCCGGGUCACACUUCAGAAAAACAAGAGGGUCCUGCUCAACAACGAGAGAGUCUACACCCCGGUGGGGAGCCGUUCCCGAGGAAACGUGGCAGUGGGAAACGUGGGCAAUUUUAUAGUGGUGGAGACCGACUUUGGGCUGGUUGUGAAAUACGACGGGAAUCUCUACUUGGAAAUCAGCCUGCCCAGCUCUUACUUUGCUAAGGUGUGUGGCCUGUGUGGGAACUACAAUGGCCAGACCGAAGACGAGUGGCUUAUGCCCAACGGACUCCAGGCCAGGAAUGACACCCAGCUUGGAAACAGCUGGAAGGUGGCCAAUGACAGUGAAGUGGGUUGCUUGCCAGACACAAGGGAGGAUCUGGACCCCCCCUGCACACCGCAGGAGAGGCCGGCCAUUGAAGAACAAUGCCACGUCCUGCAGUCCAGCAUUUUUGCACCGUGCCACAGCCUGGUCAAGCCCAAGCUGUUCGUUCAGACCUGCGUGUAUGACAUGUGCAAGUACGACGGGAUGAAAUCCACGCUGUGCGCCAUUGCCCAGGCCUACGCGGAUGCCUGCAAGGCCGAGGGUGUCCUCCUCAGCUGGAGGAACGCCACGUUCUGCCCUCUGCCGUGCCCCUCCAACAGCUAUUACACCAACUGCGCCUCCCCCUGCCCCCCAACAUGCAACAAUAUCUACGCCGAGGCCGUCUGUGAGAAGCCGCAGGGGGAGUGCCUGGAAGGGUGCGCCUGCAAGGAGGGCUACAUUCUCAGCGAUGGCCAGUGCGUGCCCUUGAGCGAGUGCGGCUGUCGGGACAAGAACAACGCCUAUCACAAGGUUGGGGAGAGCUGGAUCACGCCGCACUGCAGCCAGAAAUGCCGCUGUUACUCUGGAGGAAUCAUGGAAUGCCAGAACUAUGGGUGUGAGGUUGGGGAGAUAUGUCAGCUCAAGAACAAUGGGAAGUACACAUGCAAACCAACAGGCUUUGGGAAGUGCCUGAUCACGGGGGACCCGCACUACCUGACCUUCGACGGCUUGCUGCACCACUUCCAAGGCCAGCAUACCUACGUGGUGGCCGCCAGGCGCCCUGGGGCUGCAGCACGCCUGGAGCACUUCAGCAUCGAGGGGACGAACAAGGCCCGGGCGGGGUCCAGCGGGAUCACCUUCCUCAAAGAGCUGCUGAUCACCGUUUACAACCACACGGUGCUCUUCAGCCAAGGGAAGAUGCUGGUGCUGGACGGAGUGCAAACGGUGCCCCCAGCCCAGCCUCACGAGGGUCUUCGCCUUCAGCAGAGAGCAACAAGAAUUUACAUGGAGACAGAUUUUGGUCUGUCUGUCACCUUCGAUGGUGCUGAGAACUCAGACAUAACACUCCCCAACCCCUACAAGAAGAACGUCGAGGGGCUGUGUGGCAACUUCGAUGGCAAGUAUAAGAAUGACUUCACCACGCCUGACGGCACAGUGGUCAAAGACGUGAACACCUUCGGGGAGAGCUGGCGAGUCCCGGUCGUCAGAGGAGGUGCCCGGAUCAGGCGAGAUGCCGUUUCCGAACAGGAGCUGGACGAUGCCGAACUGGACGUGGGCUUCACACCCCGUUGCUCCCCCAGCGAGCUGAAGGAGGUCAACAGCAGCUCCCACUGUGGCAUCCUGGCCGAUCCGGAGGGGCCCUUCCAAGCCUGCUUCCCGCACGUCUCUUUGGAGCCCUUCCUGUUGAUCUGCCUUUAUGACAUGUGCAUGGAAGCCGACAGGGCCGCUGCUCUGUGCCGCAACCUGGAGCAGUACAUGCUGGCCUGCCAGGAGGAGGGCAUCGCUGUGGGCAACUGGCGAGAAAACACAUCAUGCGCCCUGCCCUGUCCCCGAAACAGCCAGUACAGCGCCUGCGCACCAGUCUGCCCGCCCUCGUGCUCCGAUCUAGCUGCCCCAGCCGAGUGCAGCGGCCCCUGCCUUGAAGGCUGCGAGUGCCUCCCCGGAUAUGUCUUCAGUGGGUUCGAGUGUGUGCCCUUCUCGGAAUGCGGCUGCACCUUCCAGGAGAGAUAUUACAAGGCUGGGGAGAGCUUCAUGACCGAGGACUGCAGGCAGUUUUGCACCUGCACAGACAGCUCCAGCAUCCACUGCUCCGUGGUGACCUGUGCCCCCAGUGAGCUCUGCAUGCCAGUCAAUGCCACCCGCGGCUGCUACAGGGCCAGCCCGUGCCUGCCAAAUCCUUGUUUGAAUGGUGGGACUUGCGAAGAAGCUGCUGGGCCCUCAGGGUUCUCGUGCUCGUGCCCCAAAUCCCAUCAGGGCUCCUUCUGCGAGACUGAAAACGUUCCGCCAGCCAGCCCAUGCCUGCCAAAUCCUUGUUUGAACGGUGGGACUUGCGAAGAAGCGGGUGGGCCCUCAGGGUUCUCGUGCUCGUGCCCCGAAUCCCAUCAGGGCUCCUUCUGCGAGAAUGAAAAAGUUCCGCCAGAUGUUCACCCGCCAGAGAACACCAGUGGCUACAUCAUUGCGGGAGUCGUGUCUGGCCUUGUCGUGCUGGCCUUGAUCUUUGGCUUAGUGCUGUAUUCCCAGUGCUCCAGGAAACGUGCUGGGGGAGAAGGCCAGUCUUUGAAUCCGUCCAGCCCCUCUGCACAUGUUCAAGAAGACCCAGUCUCUGUGACCAACGUGGCCUUUGAGAAGGAUUAAAGCCGGCGCUCUGAAAUUCUUGGCACUUUGUUGAUACCCACGGCUGGCCUUUUUCCCAGUCUGGCCACUAUCAUGGAAUAAAUGCCUCCUCCCACUCCACCCCCCUCCCCGGCGAAUAAAUAAAAGAUAUUUUUCUGAAUUUUUGUCCUGAAGUUUUUUCUGCCCGGCUCUGCAGAUUCAUGGGUGAUGUUUAGAUUUUGCUGCCCCCUGUAAAUUUGUGCACUCUUGUCUUUUGAUGUCCCCUCCCCAAUUUUUCUGCCACCUUGACUCUCAAAGAGCACAGAAAGUAAAGAACUUUGUUUUCUUCAAGGAAAAGAUCCAUUGACUUUAUUUCCACAACGGUAACCCUAAAGGUAUAGUUUUGGAUCCACAAAUGGUCUUUUUUCCAGCUGAAGAACAAUUGGGUAGUCCUUGCCUCUGUACAUCUGCCGGACCUUCCUCAAUUUAGUGUAAACCAGAGCUGGAGAAAAGCAAGCAAGUCCGCAAACGAGGAAUAAACGCUUCAAUAAAAAGCAGAACAGUCAGGUGUGCGCCAAAGACGGUGCAGCCGUACCCAGCCCCCUCCUCAGGGGCCAGGGGUCUUCUUUGCACAGACACUUCCAUUCCUGCCCUGCGGAGGCAUAGAAGUCAGCAAGUCCUGCUUCACCAGCCUGCUGGCUACUUCUCAUCAGUGUCUUCGUAGGCGGGGUUGAUGUAAGCCUCCCCCUUGCUGGGCUCGGCAAACUCUCUUCCGUUCACUGGAGGCCAGGAGACAUCUUGUGCCAGCUUCCUCUGCCAGGCUCGAUACUGACUGGAGGAGCGGAAGCGAAACACGGCCUUGAUCAGCAUCCAGAGGCGGCGGUUCUGCAAGACGGCGUCCUGGGAGGGAGAGAGAGCUUCAGGAGCGUGCCGGGUCCUGGACUGGGACGCACCUCUCCAGGGCUCCUGGCCUGGCCCUGCUGUCAGGCAAAGACACUGACACGGGCCAAGACCUCUGGUGGCACUCUUUCCUCAUCAAGGGCCCUCCACCCCUUGGUCCUUCUCCCUCUCAGGCACAGUCUGGCUGGUGCCUCCUGGCCACGGUCUGCAGCUCGGGGUUUUGAAAUUCUCUUGAGCUUCCACAAGAAAAGCGGACUUGAGCUUCUAGCCCCCUCACAGUAAAGAAAACUGCCAUGCCUUCUUGCCAACCACAAAGCUCCGUACCCUGUACAUGACCAGGGAGGCUGAUCAAGGAGAGCAACGCAGAAGCAGCCAAGGAAGGGAGUGGCUUGAGUUUCUUUGCCUGCAUUCUGUUGUGAUAGGUGGCUCAGCAUGCCUGCAGGGCACUGCAAGUCUGUGUGUGUGUAUUGUGUUACUUUUCUGAUGAGCGAGGGGCUUCUCUUUAUCUAAGGUGGGAAAGCUUCCUGACUCCUCCUCUCUUCCUGCCUCCAUUAAGAGAGUUUCUCUCUCUUGCCUCCUGGUCUCCAAAGGGAGGGAUCACAUCUGCACCUCUCCCCCCUGCAAUGGGGAAUUUCCCUCUUACACCCAAGCAGCCAGCGGUUGGGGGUAAUGGUGAGACCGACGUGAUUCGGAGCUCCGGAUCAUCCGAGGUGCUGUUUUUUUGGCUGGUGGGGCACACAGAUCGCCCACAGCCUCCUGCAGGGGGGCACACAGC